Messenger RNA from Porites lobata, 5710 nucleotides. The record is from the annotation of a GenBank genome assembly. Lineage: Eukaryota; Metazoa; Cnidaria; Anthozoa; Scleractinia; Poritidae.
AUGGCAGUUAGGUCCAGAACUGUGCUGGAACGAGUGUUUUUUGUUUAUUCAGGGAUAUUAAAUACAUCAAAGCCGUUCAAAUUUAUCUGCCAAAGGAACUUAAGUCAAGCCCAAGCCACCAACGCAAAGAAAUUACGGGCAAUGGUAAAUGUUUUGUAGUGUUUGUACUGUUAUGUCGCUGACAGUUUCAGCUGAUCAGCAAGUAAUUUUAGCUCAAUUAUUAAGAUGAGUAAGUUAAAGUACAAUCAAAGAGAAUUUUUAAAACAUUGAUUUAUAAUUAAAUUUGUUAUUAUCGAUUUUAUCGAUUUCUGUAUUUAAACGAUUGAUUUUAUCGAUUAAUUUUUGAUCGAAAAAUAUAGAAAACAUAAAAAACAUAACCACUCAAUAAGUCAACAUACGUCAGUAUACCGCCUGUUACGGUUCAGCUUCGAAUGGAAAAAAAAAGAGUGACUCUAGGCAAUUUUGUGAUUAUCAAUUUUUAUCAAUUAUUACAACUAAUCAAUCGACAAAUAUCAAGUGUUAUCGAGUACUAUCGAUUAAUCAAUUGCAUUUUUGAUGAUCAAUUUCGAUCGAUUUGUGAUGUGCUGUAAAUAAUAACGUAGGGGCCCUGCUUGCCCAGGAUACUCCUUACAAACUGUAGACCUGCCACUGCUGUUCACUGACUGUCAUGAUAAUUCACAUCAAAGAUCAGGACUUAUAUAAUAAAUUUAUGAGCAAGUCACAAAACCACAACCUAAAUGCAAUUAUUUCUGGUGCAUAGUUUAAACGCUGCUUACCUUAGCAAAUAAUUAUCAUUACAAGUGUACCUCUAAUUGUUACCCAUCCUUAAACUUUUGCCAGUUUUUAUGGUAGUCUGUUGCUAUUUAUUAGAAAUCUUCUUGAUAAACUUCUGUUGGAUUUCUCAGCCUUAAUGAAAGGUACACUGGAACUGGUCAAGUCACCUGCAGUUAUGUCACCUGAUACCAAAGUUAAGUUGCCCAAAAUGCUGAGUGGACAUGUCGCCUGAAUUUUUACAGGUGAUAGUGCACAGAGAAACAAAGUUAUUUUUUGUUGAAUAAAGAGUGUCAGUAUCUUGUUCUUUAAACCACAAGGAGACAAAACAAGGGAAAUGAAUGUGUAACAUACGUUAUUCUUGAAAGGAUGAUGAGACGAAACAAGCAGUUUAAAUGUGUAAUAUAUCUCACACUUGAACCAUUGAUGAGCAAUGAAACAAGGGUCAGUUCAAUGAGUACUGUAUCACAUUCUUUAAUCUUCAAUGGUACAGAACAAGUGCAAUAAAUGUGUAAUAAGGAUGCAAGGAUGUUUUUCAGUAAGAUGAAAUUUCCAGCCACAUAUUCAGCAUUUCAGGUGACUUGACUAAACAUUUUGGGUGACAUAACUCUGAUUUCAGAUGACAUAACUUUAGGCGAGAUAACUUUUGGGCAACUUGACCAUAAACCUAAUGAAAUUUUGUGUCACUGAGUUUUUCUCUGUUUUUUCUGCAGGUUGUUGGUUUAGGUAACUACACCCUGCCUAAUACAAGGCACAGUGUAGGGAUGCUUGUAGUUGACUGUCUAAGCCAACAGCUGGGCGCAUCUUGGCAAUUUAACAGAAGAUCACUGGGUCAUGUGGCUGUAACAAAAGUAAAUAAUCGUCAGUUAAUAAUGUUGAAACCUACUCUGGCAAUGAAUGUAAAUGGCAAAAGCAUUUCAAGGACCGGUGUGUACUUACCGAUAAUAAUGAUAUUAUAAUAAUAAUACUGUGAAAGGUUUGUACCCAGCAGUCAUUUUGUGGGUGAAACAUGAUUGUCCGGGUGAAGGUAGUCCUGAAUAGGAGUGUUGUUGCCUGUUGACAGUGACUGACGUUUUGACAACCAGUGCUGUAGUCAUCUUCAGAGUGAAAGUGAGUUGUCUCACGUCCGUUGAUAGUAUUAAACUCUGGUUAUUGACCUGAUUGGUCAAUUAAGUCAUGAUGUUAUUGGUCGUUUGUUAAUUAAGCCAUGAAGAACAUUAAUUUGGCUAUGAAUACUGGUUGGCUAUGAAUACUGGUUAUUGGUGCAUUUUGAUAUGCCUAUUGUCACAGUUAAACAGUUGUUUAUUGUUAUUCAAAUUGUCAGUUGUCAUGUUAUUCUCUUGUAGUUGGUUUUGCUUGGUUCUGUCUGUAAGUCGUUUCUACAGUGCCGGUAACUAUUGACUACGAUUCAGAAUACGUUGUAUAUGUCGCGGAGACCAGUCGCUUUGGUGUUUUGUCUGUAAUAAUUAUAACAGUGUGUAUAUAUAUUAUUUUUUCCAGCUGCAAUGUUUAAUGUGAAUCCCUGCAAUGUUAUUCUUGUGCAUGAUGACCUUGAUAAGCCUGUUGGGAAAUUCAGUUUAAAACAUGGAGGUAGUGCAGGGUAAGUACAUUACAUGUAGUACAUGUAUAUUUCAGCCUGCAGACUAUUCAUUUGUAAGUACAUUGGAACCCAGCCUGCAUUAUAGACACCUGUAUAUGCUGUAAUGAACAGCUUUUUGUCCCAAGUGUCAACCCUGCUUUACAGACACUGCUUAUCUACGCUCUGUCUAUGAUUGAAUAUCUUACCAUCGAAAACCCAACAGAAACAGCUAAAUAAUGUCCUGUCAAGGGUUCCGUCAUGUUAAAUGUCUAAUGUUCAGUCCACUUGGUUGAGUGGAAAACGAAAAGCCUCAGUACAAAGUUAGUUACAGAUUCCAUUGUUGUACUUCAAGAACCAUUCUUGAAAGGUAGCUAUAUUCUAGACUAGUUUCUUUAGGAUGGACUUGUAACAGCCUCUGCUAAGAAAUUAAACAACAUUUUCUCUUAAAAUUUCUGUUUUAGUCUCCAGAUUGAUAAAGUAUAUGCCCUCAGCAUGCUUUGCUAAGCUUUGCUGGUUAACCUUGGCAGGAUUAGCUCAGUUGGUAGAGCGUUUGACUGCAGAGUGGAAGCUAGGUCGCAGGUUCGAUUCCCAGGGCCGGGCCAUUACUCAGGGUCUUAAAAUGACUGAGAAAUGAAGGUACUUCCUUUGCACUGCAAGCGGUGAGACCUUCGCGUGGCUUGGAUGACCAUGUAAAAUGGUGGUCCUUUCUCCAUUAGGAGACGUAAAAUAUAGUGUCCCCAAUUAGCAUUUACGUGCUAAAUACAUUGACACUCAAAUAAAAAAAAAGUGCAAGUGCAAGUCGUGUUCGAUAGCCCGAGACAAGUCAGUGGAAUUUGCUAUCGGGCUAGUGUUUUUUGUUCUUAACUUGCCCGAUGGGCAAGUGCUGUUUUUUGGGGAAGUUCAAAUGACAGAAGGAUUGUAAUCAUUCCUGCUAAUCAAAAAGGGUUUUGGGGCUAGUUGAAAUGACUUGUGGGCUUGUACAUGCUAUUCUAGCUACAGCUUGCCUGAAUGGCAGGCUGUGAAACUCAGACUUUCUUUGCACCCUGUGCCCCUGAUGUUUUUAUUUUUUCUGAGAGCCUGCUGUUUAAUACAGAGACCUGUAUGAUAUGGACAGGCAUUUCCCCUUGGUUUCAAUGUAUUUAUUAAGUUAUUCAUAAUACGAUCAUAGUUGACUACCAGAAACACUUGAAUGCACAUAGUACUGUCAUACUACAAUGCAAGCUGUGUGUAUGCUAACUUUACAAAAAAAAAAAAAAAAAAAGAAUUUGACCUUAAAUUAAAAUUAUAUGUAUGUAUCUUAAAAACUAGUGUGCAAAUUUAUCUUGGACAUAAAAAUAUUAAGAUUUUCUUUGACUGUCUAUAAUAGCCGUGUACUGUUCUGAAUGCUUAAUGAGGUCUCAUGAUUUUAUUAACCUAGGCUUUACUACUAGACAGAGUUCCAUGAUGGUGAGAUUAUUCAUCAAUCAUUCUAACUUUUGAAUCUAUAGACAGAAACUUAUUCAAAUGUAACUGUUUCAGCAAAAUGUUUACAUAGAUCAAACGAACUAUUAUUAUGGGCGGAAGGGUUUUUAUCUGGUUCCAGAAUAAAACAACUAUUGACCCAACUCUGCAACACAGUUCAAUGUACAUGUCAGUGGGGGAGGGGGUGAUAAGUUGUGCUCUCUUGCAACCUUUCACAUUCGUGUUUACUCAAUGUGGAUGACACCAAUUUUUUUUCAUAUUAUUUAUUUUUAACACCCGCCAUGUGAAAUGGAGACUGUCCCGUACCUUACAUGUAGCUUUCUAAGAGUUCAAAUCUUUUACCAUUUAUUGUUCUUUUUUCAGAGGACACAAUGGUGUUAGAUCAGCAAUUGCGUCACUGGGAUGUGAUGUAAGAUAUAUUGAUAAUAAUGUUAUUGUUAUUGUGGAUCAAGAGGAGCCCACAGACUAUUCUUGGUCAGCAGCACUUUGUAAAGUUAUGGUGUGGUUUUUCCAAAAUCUGUCCUCAUUCUUGAGAUGCCCAUGUUUUGUAUACUACUAUGUGUGGUAUGCGGCUGUGAAAGGCCCUGGUGUAUAAUCUAAGGUCCAGUUGAUUCAUGGUAAUCACAUUAAUUCUAAUGCAAGACAGUGCUGCAAUAAUAUUAAUUUGAUUCCGCAAAAAUGCACGUAUUAAAUUCAGGUAUGCCCGUUAUUGUACUAGAUACAAGACUUCUCUAUUCAUCUUGCCGGCCAGAAACCUGCACCAAGGGAAAUAAAUUAGAGCUUGAUCGCAGCUUAGUGCAGGACGAGUCUUCAAUGAUUUUUAUAUUUACUUAUUUAUUUACCCUUACAAUUUGCUUGUUGAUUUCAGACCCCAAAAAGGGUGCGAGUAGGAAUAGGAAGACCUAAUGACAGACAUCAUGUGACAGCGUAUGUCCUGAGCAGUUUUGAACCAUCAGAGAUCCCAGUUAUACAGGACACAAUUGAACAGUGCUGCAAGGUCCUCAUGAAUGAGCUCCAAUCAUUAAUGAGCCAAAGCAGUGACUGUCAAGAUAUAGGGCCUCCCAAUAAAGACACUGUUCAGUAUCAACUACAGCUAUGAAUAAACCACAAAAAAUGUAAAAAAAAAGUUAAAUUUAUUGCAGAAGGUCAGAAGUUUUCCUGCUUACAAAGAUAAUCAUUUUUAGAGUGAUAUUGUAAAUAUUCUUUAAGAGGGUGUUGAAUUUUGCUCAGUUUUAUGUUAAACACAUGGAUUGAGUCUACAGUAGAUUUUCAGCGUUAGCCUCAUUUGUCUAUAUGGUGGCUGACAGGGUUUUUUUUUAUCUGAAUGUUAUCUCUGUUCUUCAUUCCGUGCCAGUAUUCUUAAGACCGUCUCAAUCUGGCAGCUCGUAUGCCAACAUGCCAAGGGUGGGAAGUUAACGCGCGGUUCAAGCAAAUUCAUGCCCUACUGUGAUACAGGAGCUGGAGAGGAGAAGUGCAUCCUCCAGACAUGUAUGCAAACUUUAUGCUACCAGUUCUUGUGGCCCAGAUCGUAACAGGAAAUCACUAGAAAGUAGGUUGAGUAUGCAUGAUCGUCCGGGUGAACGUAGUCCUGAAUAGGACUGUUGUUGACAGUGACUGACGUUUGGACAACCCGUGCGAUAGUAACCGACGUGAUACAACUUACUUUGACUCUGCAGAUGACUACCGCACUUGUUGUCGAAACGUCAGUCACUGUCAACAACAGGACGAUCAUACUCCACCUAUACUUAUGAAAUGACUCCUGGGUUAAAAGCUUUCACAGGAAAUCAUUAGUGUUUACAAUACUCAUAACAAACAAUUCCAUUUCAUUUCAUUUAAGUCAUUUUCAAUAAGAGCCCGGGGAAAGGACAAGAGGGAAGAUAAGAACUAAACGAGCUAGAC